This is a messenger RNA of Penicillium riverlandense, 2250 nucleotides long. RefSeq lists its product as uncharacterized. Gene Ontology annotation, molecular function: DNA-binding transcription factor activity, RNA polymerase II-specific; zinc ion binding; RNA polymerase II cis-regulatory region sequence-specific DNA binding. Gene Ontology annotation, cellular component: chromatin. Gene Ontology annotation, biological process: regulation of transcription by RNA polymerase II; DNA-templated transcription. The transcript has 3 exons. The coding region runs from base 1 to 2250 and encodes 749 amino acids. NCBI's taxonomy places the organism in Eukaryota, Fungi, Ascomycota, Eurotiomycetes, Eurotiales, Aspergillaceae. The record is from RefSeq and is a predicted model, not a curated record.
AUGCAAAGCGAUGCUCAAGUUGACCAUAUAUUGAUUAAUGCUGGGGACGUGGAGGCCCAAGGGGAAUCGGAGUACGCUGAUCCAGAUGAAGGUUUAGUGAGCCUCAGUCACCUGGAGGAUAUUUCAGAAAGCUCACUGGGUCAGGAUCAAGUCCAGAUCCCAAGUCGCUGCAACGAUGAAUAUCCAUCCCGGGCGAACCAUCUGACUGCGGAUAGCUCGGGGUCAACGAUCUUUAGUGACUCGCAUAUUAGUCUAAAUGGGUGUCAAAUGCAGCAGCCUUACGGAGCGGUCGGGAUACCAGACUCGAUCUUUGGACAGGGGAUGCUCAACAGUGUUGGGCUUGGACUUGGGUUGGGAAACGGUGAACUUGACUGGUUAGACUUUCAACCCCAAGAGAUGAUGCUGGAUUCCGCGACCACACGGAACGACCAGGGCAUAGAAGCUGGAACGACGCGAAGUCGCGCGGGGUUGCCCGGCUCUGCUCCCGUCCGUGCGCUUGACAGAAAUAUGCCGACAAAUAGUGGAUUUGCAAAUGGUUUCGACAUGCCACGACGCAAUGUACAGCCAUGGCCUUUUGAUCAGGCCCGCGAUCAGAUUCGGGAGCAGUUGCCUUCGAGAUACGAGCUCCCACCCUUGCACCAAGUCAUUCGAAGCAGUUCUAGGACAUCUCAUGAAGGAACGCAGAGUGCGUUGGAGAUCUUGAUAGAGCUCCUUUCUACGUCCGGCAUUCCUGAGAACUGGUCACAAGACUACUCUUUACUACCGGGACUCCAUUUGUUACAGCACUGUCUCGACCAGUACGUUGCUGGAUUUCAUGAUAUUUUGCCUGUCAUACAUGUUCCCACUUUCAAAUCGUCAAAGACCCCACCAGUACUCCUCGCUAGUAUGUCCUGCAUUGGGGCCAUGCUGCUCAAAGACAAGGACACCGAAGAGGCCUCCAAAGCGCUUUGUGACCUUUCCUCAAGAAUGAUCCUGUGGCUUGGUGGCCAAGACAGCAAUAAUUUCUCCGACCUUUCUUAUCUCACCGCCAGCUGCCUCUACCAAAUAUACUCACUGGGGUCGGGAAAUCGACAAUUGUACCAAGAUGCCGAUCGCUCUCGAGGGAUACUCAUUGGCAGCCUGCGUGGGAUGGGUCUCCUCAAGCAGCGAGUGUCUAUUGACCACAAUAUUCCACGGUUGCAGCCUGUGCAGGAGGACGAUCCGGCAGAUUCCAUGACCCAGUGGCUACACUGGCGGGAUCAAGAGCAGGAAAAGAGAGUGACCUGGGCUUCUUUCGAGUAUGAUUGCAGCCUUUGCACACUUACUGGACGUCGUGGGGCAGUCGAUCUAGCUGAGCUGCCAAAAUCACUGCCGUGUAUUGAAGAACUAUGGAAAGCGCCUUCUGUGCAGGGCUGGCGAUCCCUUGCCUCGCAUUUAUCACCGCCGUUCUUUGGAGCUUCUGUUGCCGAUGUGCUAGACGCUAUCAUGACGGGGAGGCCCUUCCCUGCUGGGUUGUCGUCAUGGGGGAAAAGACUCUGCAGUCAGAUCAUUGGCCGUCUCCUUUGGGACCUCAAACAACUAGGGGUAUUGACACUCAUUCAAGCCCUUCGUCCAUCUUCGUUAGGGUCAGUACAGGACGAGGGAAAAGCUUUACUUCUCCAAGGGCUCGGAAACCUCUCCUGUCAAAUGAAGAAAGCAGGGUCUGUCCAGGAGCUCAUCGACUACAACGUUGACGACGUCAUGGAGCUGGUACUCUAUAUUGUCCGACACCUGCCAACAACCCCGCAAUCUCCUCAUUACGAAGUUGUGAACGCGGCAAAGCGUAAAUUGAAAACCGAAUUUGCGAGGGACCCCCGCUGCACCCGGAAGCUGAUAUGGCAUGCCGCUCAGAUUACAGCCGUCGCCAAUGGAUAUCUAGUAUCCGCGCCUUGCGAGAUACUUCGCGUCUUUAUGGGUGCUAUUUUGCUCAUGGCGGUUACCAAGUACUCCCCUGGUAGCAUGGGGUCAGGAAAACGCGCCGUCUCUCCCGAGUCCCAGCCAUCUAUUCGUUUGGAUCAAAUUGAUACCGAUGAUGAGGCAGCCAAAGUGGCUGAAGCUUGGAUACAACAUGGAGGACCGGCGAACGUCCUUGGAGUUGACAAUAUCUCUUCCAAGGAACUUGGGAUCACUAUUUACACUCGCACACAAACACUUCUGGAGGAGGUUCAGUUCUGGGGCUUGUCUCGGAAGUUUAUCAAGAUACUCCAACUGUUCCAAGAAAGUGAGGCUUAA